Symbiodinium pilosum is the source of this 915-nucleotide messenger RNA. NCBI's taxonomy places the organism in Eukaryota, Dinophyceae, Suessiales, Symbiodiniaceae. The record is from the annotation of a GenBank genome assembly.
AUGGCAGCUAUGGACAGUGCUUUCGAGAAGCCAACGCGGGAGUUACCUGACGUGGCCUGCAACUCAGAGGGGCCCGGGGUAGCUGCCGACGUUCCUUCCACGUCCGUCUUGGCCAGCCAAGCAGGCGUGACUACAAGGCUUGUGGCAAGAUGCAACCGGGCACGCAAGUGGGCCGAUUCUGACAGCGAGGAUGAUGGCAACAGCGAGAUUGACAAAAUCUGCAAGAGUUUCAACAAGCUUCCUGCACUGCCAAGUCGGUAUACCUGUGGUGAAAGCAUCAAUUUGAGGCUUUCUGCGCUGGCUGGCGAGGUGCUUACCAUUGAGAGUGUUGAUCAUACGCUGGUAGCAUCUAUGCUGCACAAGAUCAGAGUGAAGAUGGGGAUCCCGCAUGAACCGCAAAACACAUGGGGCACUUGGUUUGGUCAUACUCCGAUGCCGAAGUGGCUGCGGCUCUUCAAGGGACCUGAGGAGCUCCAGGGCACCGAGACUGCCAAAGAAGUCUCAGACCAGAAUAUCACUGUUCUCCGGAUCCCCCUGCCCGACGGCGCCGAGCAGCAGAUCAUCGUAUCGAGAGUUUCAAGGGGCCAGGAUCCUGACGCCGUCUUCGAAGAGAUGUGCACAGAACAGACCAGAAGGCUACUUCAGAUAUCUCGCGACUUCAGGGUUUUUGGCCAUCCAAACUCCCCUUACCAGGCCACUGCCAGGCUUUGCCUCAUCGAGCCUAACCCCGAGGCCAGACCUCCGGACUGCCCCUUUUGCAGCAGGAGCCCCUGCAGGCAUGGUGUCAGAUGCACAGGCAAAAACUUCUCCUGCAGCUUUUGCCAUAGGGCUUUGGGAGGUUCCUGUGAUAUCUGUCCUGCGGAUUGGCAGCGGCAUGGCAGUCUGCUUCGCCAGAUUGAUUGGGAGGGCCGCUGA